AUGUCGUCGGCCUGGCCCGAUGGGUGCGAGAUGUGUGACACUUGCGCUGUGGUCGGGGCGAGUGGCUCGCUUCGCAAAUUCGAACACGACGCGCAGAUUGACGGCCACUCGCUCGUCCUGCGGCCAAACUGGAUCAUCACCAAGGGCUAUGAGGGUAAGGUGGGGACGCGGACGAGUAUCAACCUGUUCUUCGGCGUGGAGGGGAUGGAGCAGUUUGAGAAGCAUCAGCGCAGCUUGCCGGAGGAGCGACGUGCCAUUGGCUUGAUCACUUCCAACUCAGACCGCUCGGUGGCCUCCUUCUUCCGAUACAUGCACCGCGUACACAAGUCGACUGUGCUCAACAAGACGGCCACCGCCGCGGAAACGCUCGUCAGCACGUGCACGUACACCAGGUUUUGCCAAGAGUUGCGCAACGUUGCAUGA
This is a messenger RNA of Emiliania huxleyi CCMP1516, 423 nucleotides long. RefSeq lists its product as hypothetical. Bases 1 to 423 code for a protein of 140 amino acids. Gene Ontology annotation, molecular function: beta-galactoside (CMP) alpha-2,3-sialyltransferase activity. NCBI's taxonomy places the organism in Eukaryota, Haptophyta, Isochrysidales, Noelaerhabdaceae. The record is from RefSeq and is a predicted model, not a curated record. The transcript has a single exon.